AAAGCGGAAGCGCGUCCGAGCGGUCGGCCGCGGGGCGGAACACACGGGCCGCUGCGUGAUAAUCGCGCAGGCGCAGACAGGGCGGUCCUUUCCGAAGAGCUGGCAAGAUGGCGGAAGUGGAACAGAAGAAGAAGCGGACCUUCCGAAAGUUCACCUAUCGCGGCGUGGACCUGGACCAGCUGCUGGACAUGUCCUACGAGCAGCUGAUGCAGCUGUACAGCGCGCGGCAGCGGCGGAGGCUGAACCGCGGCCUGCGCCGGAAGCAGCACUCGCUGCUGAAGCGCCUGCGCAAGGCCAAGAAGGAGGCGCCCCCGAUGGAGAAGCCCGAGGUGGUGAAGACGCACCUGCGCGACAUGAUCAUCCUGCCCGAGAUGGUGGGCAGCAUGGUGGGGGUCUACAACGGCAAGACCUUCAACCAGGUGGAAAUCAAGCCCGAGAUGAUCGGCCACUACCUGGGCGAGUUCUCCAUCACCUACAAGCCCGUGAAGCACGGCCGGCCCGGCAUCGGCGCCACCCACUCCUCGCGCUUCAUCCCCCUCAAGUAGCUUUUCCGGCCAAUAAAGGCGCAGACGUCUCCAGG
Suricata suricatta (meerkat) is the source of this 580-nucleotide messenger RNA. RefSeq names its product ribosomal protein S15 (gene RPS15). Gene Ontology annotation, biological process: ribosomal small subunit assembly; translation. Bases 108 to 545 code for a protein of 145 amino acids. Gene Ontology annotation, molecular function: structural constituent of ribosome; RNA binding. The transcript has 4 exons. Gene Ontology annotation, cellular component: ribosome; cytosolic small ribosomal subunit. The record is from RefSeq and is a predicted model, not a curated record. Lineage: Eukaryota; Metazoa; Chordata; Mammalia; Carnivora; Herpestidae.